Messenger RNA from Moesziomyces aphidis, 2085 nucleotides. The record is from the annotation of a GenBank genome assembly. Lineage: Eukaryota; Fungi; Basidiomycota; Ustilaginomycetes; Ustilaginales; Ustilaginaceae.
AUGCCGCCCGCAAAGUGCGACGUCAUCCCCAAGGAGCAGUUCACGCCGUUUGCCGAGAGGCGCGCGUGCGCAGGAUGCCGCAAGAUCAAGUCGCGCUGCAUCUUCCCCGACGACACCGCCUCCAACGCCUGCACACGAUGCAUCCGUCUCAGCAUCGAGUGCGUCGUCCCCUCGCACCAUCGCGGCGUCAAGCUCGAGGGCCAGCGUGCCAAGUCCACCUCCGCCGCUCCGAUCAGACCCGCGCCAAAGUCGCACUCGCGCCAGUCCGCCAGCCCCAGCCCCAACGACGACACCGACGGCUCCGCCUCCGCCUCCACCAACCCCUUCUCCGUGCAGAGCCUGCUCGACACCACCAGCUCCGAGCGCACCGCCUCCAAGGCGCUCCUCUCGUCCACCUUCCACUCGCACAUCCAGGAGGAGCCGGCGGUCAAGGUCGCCACCGCCUCGGCAGGCCGUCCGCUCAUCGAAUCCGUCAUCUCGGCCGGACUCUUCGACGAGGACGAGGUGGGCGAGCUGGUGCGCUUCUACUACGACCGCCUCAACCCCAUCAUCGCGCUGCUCGACUCGCACAUCUACUCGCUCAAGGCGCUCAAGUCCAGCCCCGACUACCGCAUCCUCCUCGCCGCCAUCUGCACCGUCUCGUCCAAGUUCAUCAAGGUCGAGCGCUACCUCGACUCGCUCGAGUUCCUCAAGCCCGCCCUCUCGCGCAUCGCAGCCGACGACAUCCCGCCGCAGCUCGAGAUCAUCCAGUCGCUCUCCAUCCUCGCCAUGUGGAAGCAUCCCAAGGACGGCAGCAGUUGGCGCAAGGUGCGCCUCGCCAUCACCCAGGCCUUCGAGCUCGGCCUGCACGAGCUCUUUGCGCCGCAGAAGCGAUCCAAGCACGGACCCUCGCGAUCCUUCAUCCAGUCGCAGCGCACCAUCAUGCAGCUCUCGUGCUUCGAGGACGGCUAUCGCGACCAGCGCCAUCUGCCGCCCGCCAUCGACCCGAGCCUGCUGCCGGACCCGCGCGAGUGGAUCGAGUCGCUCGGCGACAUGGUCCAGGACAUCGACGUGCGCCUCGCCGCCUCGCGCGAAAACGCCAACAUCAAGCGCGACCUCAUCACCUCGCUCAAGCAGUCCAACGCGCGCAGCCCCAACCCGGCGCAGAUCAGCCGUGCAACGUGCCUGCGCAACGCCCGCCUCAUCAAGAUGGGCAUCACCGCUCAGACCUGCUCCAGCUCCAUCUGGAUGAACCCCCCGGCGAGCGAGAUCCCCUGCCAGCAUUCGGGGCGGCCGUGUCUGCUGUUCCACGACACCAACACGCUGUUCAACUAUCACCGGGCCUUGUAUUCGAUCUACUCGUCCCCGUUGCUGUCCGGCCCGGGAUUCGCGCAGGAUCGUCAGGCGGCGUUCCAAAAGUGCUCCGAGCUGUCGGUCCAGCUUUUCGAGCUGCUCAACGGACCGUACGGACAGGCGGGGUACUAUCGAUACGAGCUGGCGAUCCAGGCGUGUUCGGCGAUCCGCCAGGCGGCCGAUGCAACCUCGCCGUCGCUGGAGGAUCCGUUGGAGCAGGGCAGCUACCUCGCGAGGUUCCUGAGGUUUUGCUGCAAGAAGCUGCCGUCGACGAUCUCGAUCAACGAGAAUUCGCCCGUGAAUGCCGAGGAUCUGGUGAUCUCGGAAGACGCAAAGUGGGCGAUGGGGUUGAAUCCCUUCACGCAGCUGUCGAGUGCGGUGGGUGUGCCAGCGCAGUUCCGGGCGCCGUAUGCCGGGGGUACCUCGCCAAGGAAUGGUGGGGCGUCCAUGUCGAGGUAUACGGGUCAGCAUCUGUACCACAGCAACGCCAGCCAGACAUCCGGUUCGCCCUCGCUGCUUUCCACCUCUUCACCGCAGAAUGGACAGUAUGGACCGGCGGCAGGCGAAGCGAACUUUGUCUUUCAUGGGCACAGCAAUGCGGCAGGGCAACAUGGGACGCCGGCAGCGGGGGGAUCGACAAUGCAGUACCUCUCGGAAAGCCUGGUGCCCCCUGCAUACCCGAUGAACUGGGAUACCUACGACGACAACUCGAUCAUCACGUUUUUGCAGUCCAUCUCCAACGGCGCUUCGUAG